UGGGAAUUGGGGUUUGGGGGGGUUGAAGCCGAGGGGUCUUUCUCUGCAUGGGCUUGGCAUCUUGGGAUUUGGCCCAUUUAUAGUGUUUGGCUUCGGCCAUGUAGGUGUGUGAAGGGUUCUUUCGUUCAUGUGUCACUCCACUGCUUGAUGGUCGAGGUCUUGUUCGUUGGUUAUAUAAUUUUGCUUUCUGCUUGUAUUUCGAGGCGAGGGGCCAAAGCCGACCGAUUUCAUUCACGACGCAUUGUGAGGCUAUGUACCGACUUUCGAUUACAGCUUGUGCUUUGCUAGCGGGGUUGGUAUCUGCAGGCUUCAAUGGCACGGGUGAGCCUCUGUCUGUGCUAUCAACGUCAAUGCGGUUUACGACUGGCUUCCAGCAACGCGUGGAAUGGGGCGAAUGCGUUGAGCUCAAAGGCUUGAUAUGCAAGACCCUCGGAUCCAUAGAUAUCCCAUGUCCCCUUGAACCUGGACUGGAUAAUAUUUGCACGAUCUACGAGGAUACACAGUGCCAAGAUGAGAUCAUCUCAUUCGAUCGACCCCAUUAUAAUCUAUUUACCUUUGGGGACAAGCCACGAGAAAAAGCCAUCGGUCGACGGGCCGCGAGUGUCAAGUGUCGAAUGCAGGUCACCAACAGAGAAGGACAUAAGUGGAGGAGUACCUCUGCUUCAUCAAAAUUCGGGAAAAGCUGUCCUGGCGAUCCUUGCAGUGAUGAUAAAGAUUGUGAGAUGUCACCACGAAUGUUGCAGAAUUAUCAGUGCGCUCCGACUUCGAGGACGUGUAAGCAGCGUCGGCUACUUAAUUCACAGGUGCCGAGGGAUGCGGAGAAGAAGACCUAAGAUUGACGUUGAUACCCAGUUUGUA
Penicillium brasilianum is the source of this 858-nucleotide messenger RNA. The record is from the annotation of a GenBank genome assembly. NCBI's taxonomy places the organism in Eukaryota, Fungi, Ascomycota, Eurotiomycetes, Eurotiales, Aspergillaceae.